AUGGGAAAGGAGUUGAUUUGUGCUUUUGGCAUCUCCCCAGUCUUCGGAUCCCCAGCCUCUCAGUGCUCCUCCCCCAGGGCUGACAGGCGGCCGAGGGGCUUAGCAGUGCAUGGUCUGGUCAGCCAGCCCUCCAGCCCUGAGGAGGCCAUCAUGCCCAACCUACCUGGAGAUGAAGAGCAGCCAGGAGAGCCACAGCCUGCCCUGAGCCCUGCUGUCGAAGGCCCUCCCGCUGAAGAGACUGUGUGCGGAGCACCGUCUAUCGUCCUACCCGGGGAUGAGGAUGCUGUCACGCCAGAUGUAGAGAAUGAUAAAAAUCUGGUGAGCAGACCACGCAGUCCUCGUCAUCAGCUUUCUAACCGACACAUGAAGGCUUCCCUCACAUCUCUGACAUCUGUGGACAAUGCAGGCCAUAUCAUCCAUCUGGUGAAUGACCAGCUGCCAGACAUCAAAAUCUCUGAGGAAGAUAAGAAGAGGAACCUCGAGCUCCUUGAAGAAGCCAAGAAAGUGAGUGAGCGUUUCCUGACCAGGAGAGGCAGAAAGUCCAGGAGCAGCCUGCCUGAUUCCCCUUCAGCCAUUUCACCAAACCUCAGUCCUGGGGCUUCUCCUGCAGGGUCCCGGAGCAACUCCUUGAGCAGCCCACCCUCACCAUCAUCAGGUUCUGAGGUGUGUGCUGCCCCGCUCCCUGGGCCAGGAUCUCCGCUACAGAAGGGAGAUGAGCCAUCAUUUCACCUUGACCUACCUAAUGCCACCAAGGGGCUAACAGACCGAAAGCAGAAUGACCAAAGGAAGGUGUCUCAGGGACGACUGGCUCCUCGCUCCCCCAGUGUUGAGAAAUCCAAAGAGACGUUAUCUGAACAAAAAGAAAAUUUUGAUCCCCUUAAACACGUAGAAAAUAGUACACCCAAAGUCCUGGCUUCUGGCAGUGGUGGAGGGAAAAUGUCCCUCAACAGCCCUACAGGUGCUGGUGAAAAAGACCCAGGGAAGCAGCUUCUUAAGAAACCCAAGGAAAGUGACCCUCUCCUGAAAAGCCACCUCCAGGGCCCAGGGCCAACUCCCCAAGGACCCCAGGGAAAAGGCCCAGCUUGGGAACCACCAAACUCCAAGACCCCCUCAAAAGCUGACCUCAAGCCUUCUGGAUUCCGACCCCCUCUUCAGCGAGGGGUGUCCUGGGACAGUAGCCCCAUGGAGCCGGGGCCAAAGGACAAGGUCAUCGCCAAGCUGGCAGCUGCAGAAGAAGAGAAACGUUUUCCCAGCAAAGUUGGCAACAAACUCCCCAAAUCAUCAGGAUUCAAGGAUUUUCAGAUCCAGGUUCAACCUGUGCGAAUGCAGAAACUGACCAAGCUCAGAGAGGAACACAUCCUGAUGAGGAGUCAGAACCUGGUUGGCCUGAAACUUCCAGAUCUCAGUGAAGCUGUGGAACAAGAGAGAGGACACCCCUCUGAGCUUUCCCCAGGCAUUGAAGAGGAAGAGUCCAAGAGUGUCUGUGACGUCAUGCCCAACAUCUCUGAUGUGCUGCUCCAUAAGCUACGAGUUCAUAAGGCCCUCCCUGGCAGUGCUCCUCCGCUUACUGAAAAGGAAGUCGAGAAUGUGUUUGUACAACUGUCCUUGGCCUUUCGAAAUGACAGCUACACCCUGGAGUCGAGAAUUAGCCAGGCUGAGAGAGAAAGGAACCUGACAGAAGAGAACACCGAGAAAGAACUGAACAACUUUAAAGCUUCAAUCACGUCCUCAGCAUCCAUCUGGCAGCCCUGUGAACACCGAGAAACCUAUGAGAAACUGCUAGAAGACAUUGCCGUCCUUCAUCGCCUGGCCGCUCGCCUCUCCAGCCGUGCUGAAAUGGUUGGGGCAGUCCGCCAGGAAAAGCGGAUGUCAAAGGCUGCAGAGGUUAUGAUGCAAUAUGUAGAGAAUUUGAAGAGGACGUAUGAGAAAGACCACGCCGAGCUCAUGGAAUUUAAGAAACUAGCAAACCAGAAUUCAAGUCGAAGCUACGGCCCCUCUGAGGAUGGAGUCCCUCGCGCCACCAGGUCCAUGUCUCUCACUCUGGGAAAGAACAUGCCCCGUCGGAGAGUCAGUGUGGCCGUGGUCCCCAAGUUUAAUGCUCUGAACAUUCCUGGCCAGUCUCCCAGCACAUCCCCCAUCCCAUCCUUACCAGCCCUGGCUGAAUCACCAAAUGGAAAAGGAAACCCCUCAGCUUCCCUGGCUUCACCAGCACUAUUAGAGAAUGGGAAGUCCAAUGGGGACCAAGACUGUGAGGGUCCUGCCCCCAGCGCUCCACCUGCCCUGACCCAGAGUGCUUUGGAGGAGAUCAGCCAAGAGGUCAAGGCCAGGAUCGAGGAGGAGGCAUAUAACAAAGGGUACCAAGAGGGCCUAAAGAAGACCAAAGAGCUUCAGGAACUAAAGGAAGAUGAAGAAGAGAAGACAAGUGAAAGCCUUGAAGGGCCAGAAGGGGAGGAUGAGGAAAAGGAGCUAAAAAGCAGCAAACUUGAAGCCUUGAUUCAUUUCUUACAAAUACUAUACCCCAAGAUGUGCCAACAUUGGAACGUGAUUUGGAUGGUGGCAGCAGCCAUCCUUGUUUUCACCGUUGUGUUGGGCCUAUACAAUUCCUAUCACUCUUGCACCGAACUGUCGGAGGGGGCGUCUGGAAAAGCCACUUGUUCUGCUUCCCAACGGGACUCCUGGUGGAAUUCAGGACUACAACAGGAGCAGCCCACAGAGCAAUAGAGGAUGGCUGGACACCCAGCUGGUGGGUGACCCUGCUCGAACAUGCCCAGCAUGUCACCAUUUUCCAGUUGUUUGAUGCAGUUAGGGACACAGGUGUGUUCAUGAUUUGACAACCGUGCUACCCCAGUCUGGGAAUGAGAGGGGGUGUUUUUCACUCACCAUGACUGAUGGAAUAUGAAGUCCCAAUGAAACCGUCCAGGGGAGAGGUCAAGGUAGAGAGAGAUGUCACUUUCUCCAAAGAAUUCUGCCUUUGAGAAGAGCCUGUUCCAUCAAGCAACCUUCAAGGAGAAGGGCCACAAUGCCUUUAUUGAAGAUCCAGCAUGGCGCUGAGUAUUCUUUCCAUUUUCUAGGCUCUCAGUGGUUGCCUAGGGAGACUUUAGCCUAGUGGUCUCCAUGUCGAUAUCAAACCCGGAGGUAGCAGGGAGGGCAUUGGACUGGGAGUCUGGAAACCUGGAUUCCCAGCCCAGCUCUGGUACUAAUGAGCUGCAUGACUUUAAGCAAAUCACUUUCCCUGAGCCUGACUUUCAUUCUCUGUAAAGUGAGAGGGUUGGUGUCUGAGGUCCCUCCCAACUCUGACAUGCUUUGCUUGCUCCAACUUCCGGCCUCAGCACUACUCUGUACAUUUACCUCCCAUCCCAUCUCCCCUUUUUCCUUCUUCCUAAAGUUGCUUUUCACAAGAGUAGGAAUGGUUCCUCCCAGAAAGUUAUCCAUAUUGUAUGUAUCUCAAAACUUAAAAAGAAAAAGGAAAUCAUGUAUAAAAAUGUUCCCGCAUGCACACACACACACACACACACACACACACACAAUGGCAGAUCCAGCCCUUUGGAGGGAGUCCUUGCUAACUCCAUCAUGAAAGUCAUUCUCCUGUAGAUAAAUAAGUUACCAGGCGUGCUGCAGUAACCAAUAACCCACUUCCUAUGUGAUGUAAACCAGUUUUAUUUUUUUUCAAAGUAUCAAAAGCCCACUGACUUGCUGAGAAUUUUUCAUCCCUGGAUACCCUUUAGAGGGCACCCCCCUUAUCUGUGAUUUUUAUUAAGCCUUUGAAAAUAACUAACCCACCUCCUUUAAAAGAAAAUUCACUGCAGAGAAUGAGUCACAGACAGAUCCCCAGCUUGGGGAAAUGUGUCUUCAGCCUCACACACCUACCACGCAUCAUCCCAUGGGCUCUCUUGGAGAAGUCCUCCCGCCCCGACCCCCAGGAAAUUUUUUUAGCAGUGAGACUACAAAAUCUAAGAGACAGUCUCAUUCGACCCCCCUCCCACCUUGGUCCUGCCUACCUGGGGAGGUGUCUGCAGCUCUGGUGGAAGUUAGAGGUACAACAGUGAUACCCCAGCCCUUCCCCCAUAGGAUUUUUGCACCACCUUCCCUGACUCCAAUAACUUCCCCAACUCCAACUCUAUCUUCCCAGACUUCAAUCCUGGCAACAGGCCAUACAUGAAAGAAGAAACACCUCCUUUGGUAACCUCACUCUGCUUCCUGUGAUGUUUCUCCAUUUCUUCUUGUGUGAAAGGAGACUGAAGACUUCAGAAGCUAGUGUUGUUUCCAACUUAGAGAAUAGUUUGGUUUGAUAGCUCAGCUUUAACAGGACCCACCUGUGCCAAGUCCCAUUUAUGCCCUCACCCAGUUCACCCCCAACUGCUUUCCAUGGGCCAUCCUAAAUAAUGGCUGGAAACUAGCUGAAAGAUGAAGCCAGAGGCUGAUGGACCAAGGAUGUACCAAAAGGUCGAAGAGGAUGCAGGACAGAGCAAAGGAACAUGACCGUAAGGCAAGGCCUCCAGGGUUAGAAUCAGCGUGUCUGUGCAUAUCACGUAUCCUAGAGUGAACUUCCAUAUGGAUUCCCAACGCUGAGCCCAAACAGGACAAGAUAGGUCUGGGCUGCCUCAGUGUCCCCUUUGGGGACUCAGAUGGAGGUCUCUGCCAUUGGUCCCUGGAAAGCAGAAAGCCAGAGAAGGAGCUGAAAGAUUCCUGGAUCCAGGCAGCUGCUACACACAAGGGGCCACAUUCCAGUGUGUGAGGGCACACCAAAAAGGUAUUCCUAGCCCCAUCUUUCAGCCAAAGCCAGGACCCUCACAAAAGAGAGGGGAAGCAGAAAGGGAUUCACCUGGCCCAAAGCCAGGACCUUCACCAGAGAGAGAGAGAGAGAGAGAGGAGAAGGAUGAAGAGCAAGACAUUUUCAAAAAGGCUUGAGGGACAUAAUAUGGUGACAGGGAAAAGCCAUGACCCCUGGUUAAGGGCUUUCUGAAAUGUCAGUCUCCGACCUGAUGAAGUGAAAGCAGGAGACGCCAUGUAUACAGUCAAGGAGCUGACGGAAACACUCCUGAGGACAAGAUGCAGGUUGCUCCUAAUAGUCAUCACUGCUGACAUUUCGAUGACAUCUUAAGGUCAGCAAAGCACUUCACUAGUAUUAUCUCAACUGAGCCUCAGAAAAAAAAAAACCCUACACGUACUGUUAUAUCCAUUUUCAAAGUGAGGAAACCAAGGCUGGAGGAGGUUCAAUAAAAAACGUGUUCAAAAAGCGCCUUUGAUAUCAGAGUUCACUUCAACCUCCCUCAGAAGGAAAUGACUUCUCUCCUAUGAGAGUAUGACAGCUGAGCAUUAGUCCCUGGGUGCCUUUUGCUCUUCUUGUAGCCAUGAACUGGCCACACAAAUAGGUGUCCUUAGGCUCUAAGGGAGCACAUAUAUGUCUGGCUGCCCAAGUGGGAAGGGCUGGUUAGGGGCGCUGGUUCGGGGUGCCAUG
Molecule: messenger RNA, 5458 nt
Organism: Trichosurus vulpecula (common brushtail)
Lineage: Eukaryota; Metazoa; Chordata; Mammalia; Diprotodontia; Phalangeridae
Gene: IRAG1
Product: inositol 1,4,5-triphosphate receptor associated 1
Exons: 20
Coding region: 1-2721 (906 amino acids)
Source: RefSeq, a predicted model, not a curated record